GUGAACGAAUGAUGCUGGGAAGGGGGCGUGGAAGUAACCGGAAGAAGGCGUGGUCUGAGGGGCUGCUGCCGCGGUUGGUGUCGCAGGUCAGGGCUCUUGCUUGUUUCCUCUUUUCCCGUAAACACCGCCGCCGUGUCCGGAGUCCGUGCGGAGAGCAAUGCGGCAAGGAGGGGAGUUGUGAAGGCCGUACCGGGAGCGGCUCUUCCGAGGACCGGAGACAUGGAGAACGAGUUCAAGACCAUAGACGAGGAGAACCGAUGGAGCCCGCUCUACGGAUGAGAAAGCAUCAAGUAAAGAACUUGAGACCCAGUCUGGUCUUAAACUAGAUAAAUAAGGCUCUAAUAAAUUCAAGGAUGAGCAGUGAUAGGUUGCUAUGGAAAAUCCAGACCAUUUUGGUUACAGGCAGGAAAUAAGGUUUAAUUCCCCUGUGUUAUCCAAUAAGAUAGCGAAGAAUCCGGAAAAUAAGAAUCGGAACAGAUACAGAGAUGUUAACCCAUACGAUCAUAGUCGUGUCAAGCUACAAAAUGUUGAAAAUGAUUACAUCAAUGCCAGUCUAGUUGUUGUGGAGGAAGCUGACAGAAAUUAUAUACUAACACAGGGCCCUCUUCCCAAUACCUGCUGUCAUUUCUGGUUAAUGGUUUGGCAGCAGAAAAGCAAAGCAAUUGUCAUGCUGAACCGAAUCAUUGAAAAGGAUGCGGUGAAAUGUGCACAGUAUUGGCCUACCCCAGAGGCAGAAGUACUUCUUUUUAAAGAAACGGGCCUAUGUGUCAAACUGGUGUCUGAAGAUAUUAAACCCAAUUAUACAAUUCGGCUGCUGCAGUUACAGGAUAUCAAUACUUCAGAAACCAGAGAAAUUUCCCAUUUCCACUAUACCACCUGGCCAGAUUUUGGAGUUCCGGAAUCCCCAGGCUCAUUCCUUGACUUUUUAUUUGAAGUGCGCAAUUCUGGUUCCCUUGGCUCUGAAUACGGGCCUUCUGUUGUACAUUGCAGCGCAGGCAUAGGACGUUCUGGGACCUUUUCCUUGGUUGACACAUGUCUGGUUUUGAUUGAGAAACGAAAGGAUCCUUCUACUGUGGAUAUUAAAAAAGUGUUGUUAGACAUGAGGCGCUACAGAAUGGGCCUAAUACAGACCCCGGGUCAACUAAGAUUCUCAUACAUGGCUGUUAUUGAGGGAACAAAGUCUAUUAUGGGAAGCUCGGGUGUACAGAAUUCAUGUAAAGGACUUUCCAGAGAACAACAUUCUAUGAAAACAGAUAACAAAAAGACUGAGGAUAUUUACAAUGGUAACAGGCUGUCUACAGGAGGACAAGAGCAAAGUGAGAUGAAUUCGGAAUUGUUCAAUAUACCACAACUGGCUGAUGGAGAUACACCAAGUUCACUUAAGAGGCGUGCCCGGGAUGUUAGGAAAGCAAACACUGCACAUAAAGUGCAGAAGAUGAAGCAAAAGAUGCAUGAAGCGGAACACAAAAGAAAAAGGCCGAGGCUCCUCAACACCUAAAUCUCCAUGGCUUGUGACUAUUCUCCAGCAAUUAUUCUGCGAAACCAUUGACAUGAAACCCUCUUCAGGAGCAAAUGUGAGGUUUAUAUAAUGAGCUGACCUCAUUGCGUUAUCUGUUUACCGCGUAAACUACUCCAUCCAGAGGGUGAAGAGCAUCACCAGCAUGAAACUUUACAGAACAGAUUCCACGUCAUUAUCUGUCGGGUGUUUUCUAUUGCAUGUAAUUUACAAAUAUAUGUAAGAUACAUUAGAAAUGUACUUUGUAUCAUUCUGCCAUUCACACUGUAUUUUUAUACUUUUUUGGCAGCAUUAAAUAUUUUUUUAAAAUGUGUUUAAUUUUU
Molecule: messenger RNA, 1839 nt
Organism: Hyla sarda
Lineage: Eukaryota; Metazoa; Chordata; Amphibia; Anura; Hylidae
Gene: PTPN2
Product: protein tyrosine phosphatase non-receptor type 2
Exons: 12
Coding region: 374-1498 (374 amino acids)
Biological process (GO): protein dephosphorylation
Molecular function (GO): protein tyrosine phosphatase activity
Source: RefSeq, a predicted model, not a curated record